AUGUGGCCGACGGUAGAGGCAGUGGACGUUCGCGAGGCGGUGUGGUUGCUGACCGUGCACGACUACGGGGAUCUAGAGAGGGCUACAUCAGGUUUCUCGGAGGAGCGGCGCAUCGGGAACUCGUCGGUCUACCGCGCGGUGAUCAACGGUGGCGCCUCGGCCGUGAAGCGCGUGCACGGCGACGAUGUCGGCGCUGAGACCGAGGUGAACGUCCUGGGGCGCCUGAAUCACUCGAGCCUCAUCAGCCUGUCAGGCCUCUGCGUGCACGGUGGUAACACGUACAUGGUGUUUGAGUUCGCCGAGAACGGCGCGCUCAGCGACUGGCUCCACGUCGACGGCGGCGGCGAGGUGCUCGGGUGGAGCCAGCGCGUGCAGGUGGCGCUGGACGUGGCAGGCGGGCUCAACUACCUGCACAACUAUACCGACCCUCCCUACGUGCACAGGAAUCUCAAUACCAGCAACAUCCUCCUCGACGCGUGCUUCCGCGCAAAGCUCUCAAACUUCGGCCUCGCGCGCGCGAUCACCAUCGACGACGAUGCCAAGGACGGCGGCCUGUGGAUGACCCGGAACGUGGUGGGCACACAGGGUUACCUAGCGCCCGAGUACGUGGAGCACGGGCUGAUCGGCCCCCAGCUCGACGUGUUCGCGUUCGGCGUCGUCCUGCUUCAGCUCUUGUCAGGGAAGGAGGCGGCGGUGGCACCACCAGACAACGACGGGAAGAUGGUGCUGCUUUGGGAGGAGGCGGAGCGGCUGGGCCGCCUGGGCGACGGCGACGACGCCAAGGACGACCUGCUGGACAGGGUGACGGCGUUCAUCGACGGCCGGCUUCACGGGCAGUACCCGUUGGACGUGGCGGUCGCCAUGCUCGCGUUGGCGUUGAGGUGCGUGGCUCGGGAGCCCCGGGUGCGGCCGCCCAUGGCCAAGCUGCUCCUUUCGCUGUCGGGGAUGUACAGUAGUACAAUUGGACCCUGA
Messenger RNA from Triticum turgidum subsp. durum (durum wheat), 972 nucleotides. NCBI's taxonomy places the organism in Eukaryota, Viridiplantae, Streptophyta, Magnoliopsida, Poales, Poaceae. The record is from the annotation of a GenBank genome assembly.